GCUCAGUGAGUACUGGGUAUGUGUCACACUGCCAAAUCCCCAAUCACAAGUCUCCAUGAACUGGCGGUGAGCUGGGAUAAUAAAACCCCUGACAUCACCAUUCCAGAAGCUUCACAAGACUGUAUAUAUAAGAGGCGGGCUGUAGCUGCAACUGAAGGAGCUGACCAGCCAGCUGAACCCCUACUUUCAUCUAAACCAUCAUGGACAUCGCCAUCCACCACCCCUGGAUCCGACGCCCCUUCUUCCCUUUCCACUCUCCCAGCCGUCUCUUCGAUCAGUUCUUCGGAGAGCACCUGUUGGAAUCGGACCUCUUCCCAACUUCUACUUCCCUGAGCCCCUUCUACCUUCGCCCACCCUCCUUCCUGCGGACCCCAAGCUGGAUUGACACUGGACUCUCAGAGAUGCGUAUGGAAAAGGACAGGUUCUCUGUCAACCUGGAUGUGAAGCACUUUUCUCCAGAGGAACUCAAGGUCAAGGUGCUGGGAGAUGUGAUUGAGGUGCAUGGCAAGCACGAAGAGCGCCAGGAUGAACAUGGCUUUAUCUCCAGGGAGUUCCACAGGAAAUACCGGAUCCCAGCUGACGUGGACCCUCUCACCAUCACUUCAUCCCUGUCUUCUGAUGGAGUCCUCACUGUGAACGGACCAAGGAAACAGGCCUCUGGCCCUGAACGUACCAUUCCCAUCACUCGCGAAGAGAAGCCUGCUGUCACUGCGGCCCCCAAGAAGUAGAUGCCCUUUCUCCAAAUGCAUUUUUUAAAAAGAAGAAAGUUUCCCCACUUGUGAAUGAAAAAUCUCAUGACUAGUGCUGAAGCUUAUUAAUGCUAAGGGCAGGCCCAAAUGAUGAAGCUAAUAAAAUAUCAUUCAGCAACAGAAAGCUUAUUUUUGUGUUUGAAUAUUCACUCCAGGGAUUUUUUGGAGCCAGAAAGUGUUUCCACCACUUCCUAAUGCUAUAAAUUCAAACAACUCAGUCUUUCUAGUCUUUGGGUCAUCCAUUUAUAACUCUGUAUUUAUACAGAGUUGUGAUGUGUAGACUAAGGAACAAAAGUAGUUGGUCCCUGGGAAAGUAUUUCUUCUUUCUUUGCCUGUAGAUAUUUCAAAAUUUGGAGCAAAUCUGAAUAAACUCUAAAUAAACACUGCAUAAAAGGCCUU
Perognathus longimembris pacificus (Pacific pocket mouse) is the source of this 1148-nucleotide messenger RNA. It is a transcript of the gene Cryab, whose product is annotated as crystallin alpha B. The transcript has 3 exons. The record is from RefSeq and is a predicted model, not a curated record. The coding region runs from base 201 to 728 and encodes 175 amino acids. Gene Ontology annotation, molecular function: protein folding chaperone; structural constituent of eye lens. Lineage: Eukaryota; Metazoa; Chordata; Mammalia; Rodentia; Heteromyidae. Gene Ontology annotation, biological process: response to heat; protein refolding.